Molecule: messenger RNA, 1047 nt
Organism: Hibiscus syriacus
Lineage: Eukaryota; Viridiplantae; Streptophyta; Magnoliopsida; Malvales; Malvaceae
Product: putative SNAP25 homologous protein SNAP30
Exons: 6
Coding region: 167-1009 (280 amino acids)
Cellular component (GO): plasma membrane; SNARE complex
Molecular function (GO): SNAP receptor activity
Source: RefSeq, a predicted model, not a curated record
ACUCAUCCAUUUCCAAAUAAUUCCUUACACAAAAACCCUUUUUUUGUUGGUUUGUUGGGUUUGUGUGUAUAUUUUGUUUUACUCUCCAUUUUUUGUCCAAUUCCAAGUUUUUCAGGUACCAUUUGUUGAAUAAAUAACUGAACAGACAAAUUUCGGGCUUGACAAAAUGUUUGGGUUUAUGAAAUCUAAGCAAAAGCCGGCUGAUGGUGAGGACAACCAGGACACAAUGUCACCUGCUACGAGGACUUCCUCUGGUCCUUUGCUGUUGGCAGAUUCCAUGGAAGAGGACACUGCCAAGGGAAAGAAAAAGCAAAGUUCGGCAUCCAGUAGGCCAUCACCGGCAAAGAAUCGCAAUAAAUACAAGGACGAUUUCCGUGACUCAGGCGGGCUACAAGCCCAGACCACCGAAGAUCUCGAAGGUUACGCCGUCUACAAGGCCGAGGGGACAACGAGUACUGUCAAUAACUGCUUGAAGAUUGCUGAGAACAUCCGAGAGGAUGCUUCAAAGACUCUUGAUACUUUGCACCAGCAAGGAGAGCAAAUCGAAAGGACUCAUCAAAUGGUUGUUGGCAUGGAUAAGGAUUUGAGUAAGGGUGAGAAGCUUUUGAAUAAUCUAGGCGGUGUGUUUUCUAUGCCCUGGAAACCGAAGAAGACUCAUGAUAUUACUGGUCCUGUGAUCACCGCAGAUGAUCACAAGAAAGACAAGGGCCGGAAGGAGCAGAGAGAAAAGCUGGGUCUGGCUCCUGCACCUAAGAAGGGUGGAAGUAAGACUACUUCGGAACCAGAACCGACCGAUGCCAUGCAGAAAGUAGAGCUCGAGAAGAGAAAGCAAGAUGAUGCACUUUCGGAUUUAAGUGAUAUCUUGGGUGAUCUAAAGGGCAUGGCUGUUGACAUGGGAACUGAACUUGAUAGACAAAACAAAGCUCUUGAUCAUCUAGCUGAUGAUGUGGAUGAACUGAAUAACCGAGUGAAAGGUGCCAAUCAACGUGCCAAAAAAUUGCUCAACUAAAAACAGUUACAGAGCUUACCAAAUUUACUUUCACAUAC